Molecule: messenger RNA, 1275 nt
Organism: Trifolium pratense (red clover)
Lineage: Eukaryota; Viridiplantae; Streptophyta; Magnoliopsida; Fabales; Fabaceae
Product: ribosome production factor 2 homolog
Exons: 6
Coding region: 78-1025 (315 amino acids)
Biological process (GO): ribosomal large subunit assembly; maturation of LSU-rRNA from tricistronic rRNA transcript (SSU-rRNA, 5.8S rRNA, LSU-rRNA)
Cellular component (GO): nucleolus
Molecular function (GO): rRNA binding
Source: RefSeq, a predicted model, not a curated record
AAUCAUAACAAGAAGGUUUUUUGCCUUCUUCUUUUCUUCUUCAUUGCAACACAGCACACACAUACUCUGUUUGUGCAAUGUCGGAAUUCAGAACCGCCACGACAAGAAGGGGCAAAAAGGAGCUUCAAAAACGUGCUCCAAAACUCAUUGAAUCUGGGAAGAAAACAUUGGUGCUUCAUGGGACCAAAACUAGUUCUGUUUUAAACGCUGUUUUGACUCAGAUUUAUCAUCUGAAGAAGGAAAGUGCUGUUAAGUAUAGCCGUAAGAAUGAUAAGAUUAACCCUUUUGAAGCUGGUGGUGAAACCUCUUUGGAGUUUUUCUCCCAAAAAACUGAUUGCAGUCUCUUUCUGUAUGGAUCUCACUCAAAGAAGCGACCUAAUAACCUUGUUAUUGGGAGAACAUAUGAUCACCAUGUCUAUGAUCUGGUAGAAGUUGGGAUUGAAAAUUUUAGACCCAUGGAGUCAUUUGUGUAUGAUAAAAAAUUAGCUCCAAAGGAAGGUUCAAAGCCUUUUAUGGCUUUCAUUGGAGAAGGGUUUGAGUCUAUUAUUGGACUAAAACAUUUGAAGGAAGUUCUACUCGAUCUUUUUCGCGGAGAGGUCGUUGAGAAUUUAAAUCUUGCCGGAGUGGACCAUGCAUAUGUAUGUACUGCCCUUUCUUCAACUAAGGUGUUUUUUACACACUGUGCACUGCGGUUGAAAAAAUCAGGCACAGUUGUACCAAAAAUGGAAUUGGUAGAAGUUGGCCCUUCCAUGGAUAUGGUUAUUCGCCGGCAUCGUCCUCCUAAUGAAAGUGUGAGAAAGGAAGCCAUGAGAUCAUCAAAAGACAACCCAAAGAAAAAGGAGAAGAAUGUCAAAAAGGAUCCCCUACAAGGAAAGAUCGGAAAUGUUUAUAUUCCAGAUCAGAAGAUUGGAGAAAUGGCUUUGCCCAAUAAAUCGAAAGGAGUGAAGAGGGAACGCCGAGAAGCCAGGCAGAAUCAUUGGAGUGAUGAGCAUGCAUCAAAAAAGAAGAAGGAAGAAGAUUCUUAAAAUAUUAUACAUUACAUAUGUUGUCUUUCGAUGUCUUUUGAUUAUGAAGUGAUCUAGGUGGCUUGAAUAUUCUUCAUUUCACACCUAUACAGGGAGGUAUUUUUGUCGCCAUUUAGUUGUAAGCUAAAGCUAUAGUUUGCACUGCCUAUUUCCGAUAGUUGUUUUUCUGUAUUUCUUAAAUGUGCCACCAGAAAAUUUGGAUAUGUUUUCAAACUGACCUAGUAGUAUUGGAUCAUAACACCAUUAACGC